AUGCUUAUGAAAGGUCUAAACAUUUGCAGAUUCUUAAAGCCUGUUGGAAUACGAUACGUAGUGACUCUGACCAAAAAAUAUCCUCGCAAAGUACCUUCUAUUUUGUUGGCAGAAGGUAUUUUACCUAAAUUGACUGCAGAUGACCUGGUAUACCAAGAGGUCAAUAUAGAAUCUAAUGAAUCUCCGUGUAUAAAUGUUUUAUUAACAGAUAACGUGCCUGGACUUGGAUCUGUUGGAACAGUAACUCCUGUACAUCGUAAUAAGUUCUGGAAAUAUUUGUAUAUUAAGGGACUUGCUGAGCUACCGACAGAAGAAAGAAUCAACGAAAUGAAGUCGAAACAAACGGGAAAACCAACUGUUCUAUGUGGUGAAUCUUAUGUUCUUCAACAACGCUUGUCUAAUAUGACCCUUUAUAUACCUAUGAAUCCAUCUCGAGAAUGGACUCUCAAUAAAACUCAUGUUAAAGUUGCUUUAAGACGAUAUAUUGAUGAUAUUAUCAAUGUUGUUGUCCCAUGUUCAAUAUUUCUUUAUCAAAAGUUAGAUAAAGGAAUGUGUACUCAACCACCAACAAAUGUUUUUAGAAAAAUUAAAAUUGAAGAUUGGACUGCAGAUUUUUCUAAAACUGAUAUUUUAAAGAAAAUUAGUAAUAGUCGUCGAUUCUUUUCGUAUUUCAAACGUCGAGCAUAUGAACCAAAUAAAAUUAAACAAAUUGAUGACUCUAGUAUAGGGUUUAUGUUAUCUGAUUUAAAUCAUAAUGGUAGAGUUGCAUUAGCUCACUUUGAUCAUUACUAUAGUGAAGCUUAUGGACCAGUUGCUUGGCGUUCAAUGCGUAUAGCUUUAUUAAUGCCAUCUAAAAAAGCUAUUCUCUAUAAUCGUUAUUUUCCCAAUGUUAGUGAAACAAUUUCAUCAUCAUAUAAUAAUGAUGAUAAUCAGUCAUUUUUACCAAACAUAAACUUUAUGCAAACAUUAAUUAAACAUCAAAACUCUUUGAUAAAUAAUGUAUACAAUGCUGAUAAGAAUCCGAAUAUUAUUGAUGAGGUUAUCAACGUAACACAAUCUAAUUCACGUCGUAGACAAUUUCUAACACGUUACAGCCCAUCAGAUGAAACUAUGGAUACAACUAAUCUCAAUGAAUUUAUACCAUCAACUGAAUUAAUUAGUGAAAAUGAAAUGUAUACAAGAGAAUGUGAUACAGACUUUACAUUUUAUUCUAAAGAUUAUUAUGGUAUGAUUAAAGCAGAUGAAGAUAAUUCAUCUGAUUUACAGUCAUUGAAAGUGUUAACUGAAGAAUUUCAUAUACCCGAGAAGUUAUGUAUUAAAUGUUCACCUCCUGGUAGAUUGGUUACAAUACCACAUCCAACUUAUUUAAAUGGACAAUUUAAUUUUCAUACAAUAGACUUAAGCUCUGUUAUACCUAUUUUAGUAUUGAAUUUACAAAAAAAUGAUAAUAUGGUUAAUAUGUCUACAUUUUCUGGAACUAAAUCAGUUAUUGCACUACAAACUGGUUUAUUAAAUCGUUUAUUAUGUGUGAUACGUACUCCGUCUCGUACUACUCAUGUUCAACAAAUGAUCAACACUUUUAAAUCUUCUGGAAUUAAUUCUAAAGAGAAUGAUGAACAAAACAAUAAUACUAAAAUAGACUUUGUUUACUCAAAUGAUGAAUUGGCUGGUUAUUUUUCUGAUAAUAUUGAUAAAGAUUAUAAAUUUAAUAAGAUUUUAGUCAAUGUUCCUUGUUCAGCUGAUCGUUACGCAAUCACAUCUGGUGCUACACAUGUUUUUGAAAUGGGACAAGCUCAUUUACGUGCUCAUUUACCGAAAAUUCAGUUAAAUCUUCUCCGUCAAGCAAUGGAAUUAUGUCAACCUAACGGUUAUGUUGUCUAUUCAACAUCAACAUUAUCACCAGGUCAAAAUCAAGAAAUUAUUCAAUCAUUUAUACUGAAUCAUUCAAAGAAUCUUAAUUUCACAUUGAUCAAUUUAAAACCAAUGUAUGAUUUAUUAACUGUUUGUUAUUCUAAAUUAGGUAUAAAAAUUAUUCCGAUUCAUUUACCUUUAUUUGAUAAUAACAAUAAUAUGAGUGAAAAUAAUCAUAAUACAAAUCUAUCUUCAAAUAACACUUGUCAUGGUUUAUUAAUUAUUCCAUCGAUAUCGUGUAACUAUGGUCCAACUUUUAUUGUUAAAUUUAAACGUCUUUCUUAA
Molecule: messenger RNA, 2196 nt
Organism: Schistosoma margrebowiei
Lineage: Eukaryota; Metazoa; Platyhelminthes; Trematoda; Strigeidida; Schistosomatidae
Source: the annotation of a GenBank genome assembly